This is a messenger RNA of Plectropomus leopardus (leopard coralgrouper), 494 nucleotides long. Lineage: Eukaryota; Metazoa; Chordata; Actinopteri; Perciformes; Serranidae. The record is from RefSeq and is a predicted model, not a curated record.
AGAGACCUGGACCUGAGUAACAACGACCUGCACAAUUCAGGACUGAAGCAGCUGUCUCCUGGACUGAAGAGUCCUCACUGUCCUCUGGAGACUCUCAGUCUGUCGGGCUGUCUGGUCUCAGAGGAAGGCUGUGCUGCUCUGGCCUCAGCUCUGAGCUCCAACCCCUCCCAUCUGAGAGAGCUGGACCUGAGCUACAACCAUCCAGGAGACUCAGGACUGAAGCGUCUGUCUGCUGGACUGGAGGAUCCCCGGUGGAGACUGGCCACUCUCAGGUAUGAAGAGGCCUGCUGAAGCCACAGACACUCAGUCUGUUAGAGGAGGUCCACUGUCAGCCUGGCUCAUGUGACCCUGACACACCAAGCUGACCUCAAACAGACACAGCUGAUCAACAAACGCUUUGUUCCCACAUCAGAGCGUCAGCACAGACACAAGCAGUCAGGGAACAGCAGUCAGGGAACAGCAGUCAGGGAACAGCAGCCAGGGAACAGCAGUCA